Seminavis robusta is the source of this 2262-nucleotide messenger RNA. NCBI's taxonomy places the organism in Eukaryota, Bacillariophyta, Bacillariophyceae, Naviculales, Naviculaceae. The record is from the annotation of a GenBank genome assembly.
AUGUCUAUGAUGCCCAAAGAUACCGGUAGCUCUAUACCCGAUAGCAGUCAAACCGGACUGGUUGGUGAGCCAGGCGUAUCGCUAUCCCUGCCAGUGCAAGAGGGCUGUGAGGAACGGUCCAAUACACAACCAUCGCAGAAGCAGCUAGAGUCAACAAACACAAACACAUCCUCCGUCCAUUUGGAAUCUAGCUUGCUCGCACUGACUCACCUUCUGGACAUUGGCAUUGACAAUGAUAAUGAAGUUGGUGUUGGCCUUGUUGGUAAGCGUCUGAUCCUCCAGCAAGAAGACGAAGAGCGUGCCAGGAGAAACGGAAGUGUAGCAACCACAAAUUCCCAAGCAACAAGACGCCACAACUCUGAUACCGGUAUCCUGGGCAUGGUUGGAAAACUGUUGGUCCUAGAGCAAGAAGAAGCUCAAGAAGCCGAAGCAGGUAGUCCAUACUCGGAGAGGAAUCCAGUACCGAGAGAACCAGGAGUGGGGGAAACUCCAACAGCUCCAGCUCAUUUGCGUAGGAACCGCAAGGUGCGUACCGGUAGCACUCUUCCAGGGGCAGUGUCAGUGCAAGGGAUUCAGUGGCAACAGCAGCAACAGCGGCAGGUUCCAUCACAAGCUGUAGCAUACUCUUCCGAGUCCGAACUUGACAUUUCAAUUCAUGACAAUCAUGCAGAAGAAUUGGCGGAAGCAGAGGCAGUGGAUGAUGUGGAACAGCCCCAGACUGUGGCUCAUCCUUCAAUAGAUGGCACCCACAGAAGGGAAACCAUUACUCAGAAGUAUCAGGUUCGCUUUGCUGGGUUUCUGCUCUUGCUCUUGCUCGGUUGUGGCAUCAUUAUUGGUUCCAUUUGCGGGGCUGGCUUAUGUGGCAGCAGCAAUGAUUCUGUUGAGCCUUCAAAGACUUCCAGAGAUAUUCUCCAGGCACCCAAAAUGGGAAGUGUCAUUACUGGCAUCCUUGGACAGGACUACUUUGAUGGCAUUGAAGAAUUUGGUGAAAGCAAUGAUCAUGAUGGAAGUCAGUUCUUGCAAGAGACAAGACAGAAAGCUUUGGAUUGGAUGGUUAAUCAGGAUCCACGGCAAUUGGAAUAUGAUGCUCCCAAUCUUGUUCAGAGAUUCCUUUUGGUGCUCUUGUACUAUCAAACCACGAGGCACAAGCCAUGGAAGGAUUGCAAUCCACCAUCAACUUCUCAAGCGAGUGCGUCAGUUAGGUUCUGCUAUGAACCUGACCGUAUCACAGGCGAAACAACCAGCAACAUCUGGGGGGAUCAGUGGCUCUCUGCCAGUCAUGAAUGCCAGUGGGCUGGGGUCACUUGUGAGAUGGGACAAAGUAAAGAGAGCGAGGUUGUGGAACUGGUGCCUUGGUGGAAUCAGCUCAACGGCCCUCUCCCAUGGGAGAUCACACGAUUGCCACAGCUGAAACAACUUGUGUUAGGAGGCAACUUGCUGACUGGAUUGCUACCUCCAGUUCUCCUGUCCAAAGAAUCCAGCCCCCUCUUGAAGGCUCUCCAGUUGGACAACAACCAACUCUCAGGAACCAUCCCUGCAAGAUGGUUUGAAGGAACUGAAACACUUACGAAACUUGAUAUCUCUGCAAACAGACUGACUGGCCGAAUCCCAUCAGAAGUGGGGUUAUUCCCUUUGACGUACCUGUAUCUAGACCACAAUUCAAUGACAGGGUCUCUGCCACUGGAACUGUUCUAUCAGGGCUCUAUUGAGUGGCUAUUGUUAGGUAACAAUGAUCUUACUGGUAUCCUGCCAAGUGAAGUUGGGUUGUUGACAAACCUGAAUUACCUUUUCUUGAGUGGCACAAGUCUAUCAGGAUCCCUGCCUUCAGAGAUUGGUCUGGCAAGCCAAAUGCAAGAGUUGGGGGUUUCCUACACCAACAUGCAAGGGACACUCCCUGAAGAAUUGUAUGGACUCACGGGACUUUAUGCUUUUACAGGCAGUGGCUGCAACUUCUCUGGGACCAUCAGUUCAUCGCUUGGUCUUUUGACAAAUCUUUAUGUUCUGGAACUAGCCAACAACAACUUCCAUGGCACUCUUCCCAAUGAGAUCCAGGCACUGACAACGCUGAGACGUCUACUGGUGAAUGGGAAUCAGUUUACUAGCACUGUUCCAGUGGCUGUGUGCCAGAAUCUGUAUGCCGAGGGGAUACAGUCCAAGGUUGUGGCUGACUGCUUGCCGGAUUCAGAAACUGGAGUUCCUGCCAUUCAGUGUUCUUGCUGCACUAGCUGUUGUGACAAUACAGGAUAUUGCCUUGCCCAUUGA